This is a messenger RNA of Callithrix jacchus (white-tufted-ear marmoset), 2779 nucleotides long. RefSeq names its product BLK proto-oncogene, Src family tyrosine kinase (gene BLK). The record is from RefSeq and is a predicted model, not a curated record. Lineage: Eukaryota; Metazoa; Chordata; Mammalia; Primates; Cebidae. Gene Ontology annotation, biological process: protein phosphorylation. Gene Ontology annotation, molecular function: protein tyrosine kinase activity; protein binding; ATP binding.
UUUCAUUGCCAACACUGAAGAGAUCUAAGUCACUACUGGCUAGGGAACCAUAAAACGAGGAAUUAGCUUUGACCGAGCACCCAUUCUGUGCCCACCGUUCGUGCCCAUUCUACCACUUAAUGCUGCUUAUGUCCUGUGUGCUAGCUAUUAUUAACAUCAUUUAAAGACAACACAAAACCAGUGAGGCUGAGAGAACGGCUUCCCUGGUGCACACAGAUGGCACACGGCAGAGCCCAAGACCUCUCCCUGAGCUCUGCAGCAUCUGUCCACACGGCAGGCAAAUUACCUUACAGAGUCAGCGUGGAGGUUUGCUAACCCUGCCGGACUCGGUGCAGGAAAAACACCAGCCGUGCUGUUAAACCAAAACCCCAUGAGAAAACUUUCUGGUGACAGAAGGGCAUUGAGACCCAUGUGGCCCAGGGCCAGGGAAAGGGCAGCUGCUCAUGGUCGUUCCUCAGGCGUUUUCAUGGAGCUGAGGGACCCCCCCGCACCCCAGUCAAGCCCAGGAAGCCCACAGGAGCUUCAGCAGGAGGGCGGGGCCCCUGCUGCACUUGCUCACUGGGGGGCUGGGGAGGCUCUGAUUGCAGACCAGCGGUGCUGCCACCUCUGUCUGCUGCCAGAAAGCCACAAGCCAUGAAAACUGAUUGAGAUGAGAACUCAUCUGGGACUGGCAUUUGCUUUAGGAUGGUGUUGGAAGCAGCUGGUUGACUCUAGAAGUCUGCUCCACUGUAAGGCUGCCAGGAUUUGAAGAGCUAUGGUGCAACACCACUGAAGCAUUGCCAAGGAUGGGGAUGGUGAGCAGCAAAAGGCAGGUCAAUGAGAAGGACAAGGGCCAAUGGAGCCCCCUGAAGGCCAGCACCCAGGACAAGGCCCCCCCACCACUGCCACCCCUGGUUGUCUUUAACCACCUUACUCCUCCACCGCCCGAGGAACACCUGGACGAAGAUGAGCAUUUCGCGGUAGCCCUCUAUGACUACGCCGCCGUGAAUGACCGGGACCUGCAGAUGCUGAAGGGGGAGAAGCUACAGGUCCUGAAGGGAACUGGAGCCUGGUGGCUGGCCAAGUCACUCGUCACAGGAAGAGAAGGCUAUGUGCCCAGCAACUUUGUGGCCCGAGUGGAGAGCCUGGAAGUGGAGAGGUGGUUCUUUAGAUCGCUGAGCCGGAAGGAGGCUGAGAGGCAGCUUCUGGCUCCAGUCAACAAGGCCGGCUCCUUUCUCAUCAGAGAGAGUGAAACCAACAAAGGUGCCUUCUCCCUGUCUGUGAAGGACGUCACUGCCCAGGGGGAGCUGAUCAAGCACUAUAAGAUCCGCUCCCUGGAUGAGGGGGGCUACUACAUCUCCCCCCGGAUCACCUUCCCCUCACUGCAGGCCCUGGUGCAGCACUAUUCUAAGAAGGGGGAUGGUCUCUGCCAGAGGCUGACCCUGCCCUGUGUGGGCCUGGCCCCACAAAACCCCUGGGCCCAGGAUGAAUGGGAAAUCCCCCGGCAGUCUCUCAAGCUGGUCAGGAAACUCGGGUCUGGACAAUUUGGCGACGUCUGGAUGGGUUACUACAAAAAGAACAUAAAGGUGGCCAUCAAGACGCUGAAGGAGGGAGCCAUGAGUCCGGAAGCCUUCCUGGGCGAGGCCAACGUGAUGAAGACCCUGCAGCACAAGCGGCUGGUCCGGCUCUAUGCCGUGGUCACCAAGGAGCCCAUCUACAUUGUCACCGAGUACAUGGCCAGAGGGUGCCUGCUGGAUUUCUUGAAGACGGAUGAAGGGAGCAGAUUGUCACUCCCAAGGCUGAUCGACAUGUCGGCCCAGAUUGCUGAAGGGAUGGCGUACAUCGAGCGCAUGAAUUCCAUCCACCGCGACCUGCGGGCGGCUAACAUCCUGGUGUCUGAGACCUUGUGCUGCAAGAUUGCUGAUUUUGGCUUGGCUCGGAUCAUCGACAGUGAAUACAUGGCCCAGGAGGGGGCCAAGUUCCCCAUCAAGUGGACUGCCCCAGAAGCCAUCCACUUCGGGGUCUUCACCAUCAAAGCUGAUGUGUGGUCAUUUGGAGUCCUCCUGAUGGAAGUCGUCACUUACGGGCGGGUGCCAUACCCAGGGAUGAGCAACCCCGAGGUCAUCCGCAACCUGGAGCGCGGUUACCGCAUGCCGCGUCCCGACACCUGCCCGCCCGAGCUGUACCGCGGCGUCAUCGCCCAGUGCUGGCGCAGCCGGCCGGAGGAGCGGCCCACCUUCGAGUUCCUGCAUUCAAUGCUGGAGGACUUCUACACGGCCACCGAGCGGCAGUACGAACUUCAGCCCUAGGCAGCCCGCGCCUGCCGGCGCCCCCGUGCCCACCGCUGCGCGGACGACCUCCCAGCUCCCGUGCCAGCACCGACGGGCCGCGAAGGCACUGGGAAACCAGAGGGCAGAGGCAGCUUCUCGGGGGGUGCCCGGACGGACUCCUUCCCCAGCUGUGCGCCCUCAGGCGAGUUACGCGGCCUCUCUGUGCUGCCCCAUUUGUAAAGAGGGCCACAUCCGUGACCUGGCAUGGGCAUCCGGAGUACUAAGUUAGCCUCCUAAGGUGUUCGGGACUAGUAAGCGACUGGUAAGGCUCCAGUGUUGGGCCUUGACCGAGGAGUCGCCGCCGGUGGCCACGUCCAGGCCGCUGCGCCCUGGGGGGACCUCAGCCCUGCGCCGCUGCAGAAGCUGGAGUGGGUCCCCACCCUGCCACCCGACGCCAUCAGGGGUAGCCCCAGCCUAGGCUGCGCUCUGGCACUGCGGAGCUUUUCCAUAAUAAAGUCACGAGCGUUCGA